Messenger RNA from Linum trigynum, 1284 nucleotides. NCBI's taxonomy places the organism in Eukaryota, Viridiplantae, Streptophyta, Magnoliopsida, Malpighiales, Linaceae. The record is from the annotation of a GenBank genome assembly.
AGCCACUGCCAAACGUGGCGUUAUAGUAUUCAGUAGCUUUUUGCUUCGCCAUUUUAAAGCUUUCAACUGCUCCCGCUACAAAAAUCUGACCAAGGGUCUCCGCUUCGAAAAUGCUGGCGAAUCUCCAUCUAAUCUCCUGCAACUUCUCCUCUCAGUCCUUUUAUCUGAGACCUAGGAGUUCAUCUUCGCGCCAAACCCAAUUUCUACAUCAUCCAAAGUUGCCGCGUUUACUUCCUAAAGCAGGUUUCAACCAGCCAUUUUUACUCGAACACAACGCGAAUUUCCCAAUUCAGAGGAAGGGUUCCAUCCAAAUAUGCCGCAGCGUUCUGAAAUCGCCGGAUGAUCCAGAGAAAGAGCAGGAGGGCUUGAAGGAAAGUAAGGAUGUCGGCGCGAGAGAGAGUAGGGAUUGGACUAGCUCAAUUUUGCUGUUUGUGUUCUGGGGCGGAAUUUUGUACUAUGUCUUCAAUCUCACUCCUAACCAGACUCCGUCGAGAGAUAUGUAUUUCUUGCUGAAGCUGUGCAAUUUGAAGGGAGAUGAUGGGUUUAGGAUGAAUGAGUUUCUUGUUUCCUUAUGGUACAUCAUGGGUUUGUGGCCUUUAGCUUAUAGCAUGCUUCUCCUUCCAACUGGAAGAAGCUCAAAGAGCAAGAUUCCAGUGUGGCCUUUCCUUGUACUUUCUUGCUUCGGUGGUGCUUAUGCCCUUAUGCCGUAUUUCGUUCUCUGGAACCCUCCUCCACCUUCUGUUGAAGAAAGUGAGCUCAAGAGAUGGCCUUUGAAUGUUAUGGACUCAAAGUUGACUGCAGUUGUUUUGCUCGCUGCCGGACUAGGCCUGUUUAUCCGUGCAGGAAUUUCAAUUGAUGACUCGGGCGAAUUUUUCCAGUACUUCAGGGAGAGCAAAUUUAUUCACAUCACAUCCCUCGAUUUCUCUCUGCUGUCUUUGUUCGCUCCUUUCUGGGUUUACAAUGAUAUGACUGCUCGAAAAUGGUUUGAUAAAGGUGCUUGGCUCCUUCCUUUAUCGUUGAUUCCAUUCCUGGGUCCAGCUUUAUAUUUGGUCCUACGGCCAUCAUUAUCAGAACUUGCAACCCGUUCAGAGCCAGAGUAGACAUCCAAAUUUGAAGCUUUGCUUCUCUACAUUCAAAUCAAUUCUCGGCACAGCUGUGAAAGCAAUUUCAGAUAUGGCUCAAGGAAGAAUCUAUCAAGCUCUUGGCUACCCGUCUCGAAUCGAGCUGAGCGACUUCUUGCUUUAGGGAGGACAAGUGUCGACUUCCUGAUGGCUGAAGUUGUAA